GGAGGGGCCGAGGCCACGGCCACGGCAGUUGCUCGAGCCCUUGCAGCCUGAUUAUCACAUGACUGGACGGCGGCGGUAGCCGUGGCAGCAGCCGCGCCGGCUCUGCCGGCUCGCCGGGUGGGCUCAGUUCCGCUCACGCAGGAGUCGGGCGCAGAGGGCGGGGAAGGAACCUGCUGCCGCGGCGGUCGCCCAGUCGCUCCCGGAGCGCGCGGCGUCUCCCCGGGCCCGGCCGGCCCGCUCCAUGCCGCUCCGUUGCGGAAGUGUAGCGGGGGGAGGCGGCGGCGGCGGCUGCACGGAGCGCGGGAGGCCGGGGCCCGGCCCCCUGCAGCACUAGGCUCCGGGAGCCGCGCGGCGCGCCCCAGCGGCCCGGCUGCCCGUGCGCCCGGCGCCCGCCGCAGCCUGCAUGCCCCGCGCUGCGCUUCGUCCGGCCCCCGCUGCCGCCUCCUGCUCGCACCGCUGCUGCCGGGCGCCGGAGUAAUAUGCUCACCCGAGUGAAAUCUGCCGUGGCCAAUUUCAUGGGCGGCAUCAUGGCUGGCAGCUCAGGCUCCGAGCACAGCGGCGGCGGCUGUGGAGGCUCGGACCUGCCCCUGCGCUUCCCCUACGGGCGGCCGGAGUUCCUGGGGCUGUCUCAGGACGAGGUGGAGUGCAGCGCCGACCACAUCGCCCGCCCCAUCCUCAUCCUCAAGGAGACCCGGCGGCUGCCCUGGGCCACUGGCUACGCAGAGGUUAUCAAUGCCGGGAAGAGCACAUACAAUGAAGACCAAGCCAGCUGUGAGGUACUCACUGUGAAGAAGAAAGCAGGGGCCAUUACCUCAACCCCGAACAGGAACUCCACUAAGAGACGGUCCUCCCUUCCCAAUGGGGAAGGGCUGCAACUGAAGGAGAACUCGGAAUCAGAGGGCGUUUCCUGUCACUACUGGUCGCUGUUUGACGGUCACGCGGGGUCUGGGGCUGCCGUGGUGGCCUCCCGCCUGCUGCAGCACCACGUCACGGAGCAGCUGCAGGACAUCGUGGAGAUCCUGAAGAACUCGGCGGUCCUGCCGCCCACCUGCCUGGGCGAGGAGCCCGAGAGCACGCCCGCCAACAGCCGGACUCUGACCCGCGCAGCCUCGCUCCGCGGAGGCGUGGGGGCCCCGGGCUCCCCCAGCACCCCGCCCACGCGCUUCUUUACGGAGAAGAAGAUUCCGCACGAGUGCCUGGUCAUCGGGGCUCUUGAAAGUGCGUUCAAGGAAAUGGACCUACAAAUAGAACGAGAGAGGAGUUCAUAUAAUAUAUCUGGUGGCUGCACAGCCCUCAUUGUGGUUUGCCUCUUGGGGAAGCUGUAUGUGGCGAAUGCUGGCGAUAGCAGGGCCAUAAUCAUCAGAAAUGGAGAAAUCAUCCCCAUGUCUUCAGAGUUUACCCCUGAGACUGAGCGCCAGCGACUCCAGUACCUGGCAUUCAUGCAGCCUCACUUGCUGGGAAACGAAUUCACACAUUUGGAGUUUCCAAGGAGAGUACAGAGAAAGGAACUUGGAAAGAAGAUGCUCUACAGGGACUUUAAUAUGACAGGCUGGGCAUACAAAACCAUUGAGGAUGAUGACCUGAAGUUUCCCCUUAUAUAUGGAGAAGGCAAGAAGGCCCGAGUAAUGGCAACUAUUGGAGUGACCAGGGGACUUGGGGACCAUGACCUGAAGGUGCAUGACUCCAACAUCUACAUAAAACCAUUCCUGUCUUCAGCUCCAGAGGUAAGAGUCUACGAUCUCUCCAAAUAUGAGCAUGGAGCAGAUGAUGUGCUGAUCUUGGCCACCGAUGGACUCUGGGAUGUUUUAUCAAAUGAAGAAGUGGCAGAAGCCAUCUCUCAGUUUCUUCCUAACUGUGAUCCAGAUGACCCUCACAGGUACACACUGGCAGCUCAGGACCUGGUGAUGCGUGCCCGCGGUGUCCUGAAGGACAGAGGAUGGCGGAUAUCUAAUGACCGGCUGGGCUCAGGAGACGACAUUUCUGUAUAUGUCAUUCCUUUAAUACAUGGGAACAAACUUUCAUGAAAAUGGCCCAGAGGGUUGGGAGGACAACAGGGGAGAAAACUGGGACAUGUCUUGGCAGGGCAGAACUGGGAAGUGCCCCAGCAGAGUUCCAGGUGAUGCAACCUCUUCCCAGGCCAGGUGGGGGAUUUGCUGCCGAAAGGCUACUGGCUGUACUUCUGGGGGACCCUUAGAUUUCAGUUUCCUCUUUAGUAACAGGUCUGGAUACUCAACAAGAGAAAACAUAAAGGCUGCUACUGAGUACUGUGUUUCUUUUGGUUCCUUUAAUAGGCCUCCUAGGUGGCCACUACCUAAUUUUGGGCACACACAUCAUAUUUAUUUGGAGUAGCUGGGGCAGCCAUUUUCAGGUGUAACUGGCAGGAGAUUCUUCGGCCUAUCAAGCUGCCAGCUUCUCUACGGGUUAAAAGUGCUGCAUUGGAAAGUUGGGGAUCAUGUCUCAGAAAGUGUAAGCACCCAUCUUCUAGUAAGCCUGAGAUUUAUUUCAGGGAAUGCUAUCUGUGUGUGUGUGUGUGUGUGUGUGUGUGUGUGUGUGUGUGUGUGUGUGUGUCCCUCUCUUCAUUCUUUCAUGGUUAUGGUGGGGAGAAGCAGGGAUUUUUUUCUGUUUGAUAUUCCUUGAAUCUUAAUUGUUUCCCUUCCAUAAAACAGGCCUGGGACUUUCCAGCUCCUUGCUGAGGAAUUUGUAUGUCAAAGUGCAGCCCAGGCUGUCCCCGUAUCCUGUAGCCCACACCACCCAGGCAGCCUUCUGGAUCAGUGCCCUGGCUGACAGAGCACUGUCUUUGUUGUGUAACAGUUUGUUCCCGGGUUGCAUUUUCUCACCAAAUCAGUGUGUUCUCAUGAAAAUAUGGGUGUUUGUUAAACCAACAGUUUCUCUGUUGUUUUCAAGGGUCCCCCUUUUGUGGCUAGAGAUUUCUCUGAGAAUCUAGGUUUUCAUUUCUGGUCUUAUCGGCCCUCCCCACCUGCUGUGCCCUGGGGACGCAUGUAAAGCAGUGUUUAAGAGAGCAGUACAGGAAGCUCCGUGUAUCAUUCAGUUCACCAUACCUCAUGUGAUGACCAUUCCUCCAUUUUGGAUCCAGGUUCUGUGGACUGUGACUGUUCGCAGGGCCACCCCACAACAGUAAGUAUCUGCAUCCCGUCAAGGAGCGGCAGUCCUGCUUCCCCCUCGUCUUUGGGCAAGACCCACUCAGAAUAGCCUUUUGAUAAAAGCGAAUUUGAAUUGAGUUGACUGGUCAUCCUCAUGCUGUGCACCCCAUUCCUUCUCCUUGGAAUCACGUCCCAGCAACUGAGGACCCUAGUUCCCACAGAUGCUCCACUUCUGAGUGUUCCUUACAACAGCUGAAGAAGCAGUGGACAGCAGAUCUACCUGUUGCUUCCCUGCUGGGAGGAAUCACAAAGUAGUGUUCUAGAAAUCACUUCUCUCUCAGGCAGACGACUGCCCUGCACUGAGGGGCCCUGUAGAGCGACGUCCCAUUACUGAGUCUUCUUCCCGCACACUUCCUGUGGUAUCAUCACCAUCUUGACCGUUCUGCGUAAUGAAAACAUUCUUCCCACCCCACAAAGAAAAAUGUCAUUGACAUGAUUCCCUGAACUGCUGGAGAGCCACUUCGAGUUCGCAUGUUUGUUGAAUCCCUUCCCCAGAGGAGAGGACAGGAACCUUUCCUCCAGGAUAGUUAAUCACCUUCCUGGAGUUGUAGAUAUUUUAUUAGGAAAGGCCUAGAGCCUCUCUACUCAGGAAUGAACUCAUUCCACCAUGUGGAAAGGAUGCCCUGUCUGGCAGGUGAGGUACUAUGGGAAUUCACGCAUCAGCUGUUCGCCAAAAUGUUGCCCAGGGAGAAUCGGAUUACUACCUUGUCAGGGGGUCCUCUUCAUCUGACAGCCUCCCUCCUCCUCCAGUAGAUCUUAGCUACCCCAGAUGUCUCUGUGGGGACAAGUUUGUGGUAAACCAUCUGCUUCUCUGGCAGAAUGUGAUGCUAUGAGACAACAUGCAGGUACCCUACAGCAGUGUCAUCCGCUUUCUGUUCCUGCCCCGACUCAAAGUCUUGUACAAAUUGGAAACAAGAAGGUUUUUUUUGUGGGACUCUGAAUGGCCGACUUUAGGAAGCUGCCCUGACAGGCAGUCACCUCUUUCUCAUGUUCCCGUUAUCUUUCAUCUGUUUUCUCUCCUGGGCUUCUAUGUUGGUCCGACCUUGAGCUUUUCUCGUUUUAUUCGAGCCACCAGAGUCUAACUUUGGGUGUAGAUGUCAUGACAGCCUUCUACUCAAUUCACCAAUUCAUUUACUGCCAAGAAAUGUCUCAGGAAAAAUUCUAGAAACACUCCCCCCCCCAACCCCGACUUUUCAAUUUAUCCUAAAGUCUUGAGCAUGUAGUCCUGCUGGUUUUAGUUAGAAUGGUAUCCAGGAAUUCUUUUCAUAAGCCUCUUUGGUGGAAAGAUCUUAGUAAAAGCUGAAGCCCUAUUUCUGUUUGGGGGAUGGGAGGAAAAUUACAAACGAGGUGAAUAAAUCAUAUAUGGAAAAAGUGAUUUUUUAAUGCCCAUAGCAGAUCUGCCCAGCACUGAUAUUGCUCUGUGAAUUGAGCUUACUCUGUUUGGCCUUAUUUUUCACCCAGGCCCCAUGCCAUCCCAUCCCACAGCAGUAACUAACUGUGUCUACAUAACCGGGUUGGCCCUUGGAGCAUUCCUGGAAAGGUCAAAAGGCAGCACGCUCAAAAUUCUGAAGAACAUAUUUAUAAGCGGUUCUGAAAUCUUGUGUAUCUGACUUAUAGCCACAUCUGCUUGUCCUAAUAGUCUCAGAGGAAAUCUUGUUUAAUAAAAAGCUUUCGAUUUCCUAGUCAGGCCUUUAUGGUUGCCUUGGGGUGUGUGUGGCCACUUCCUCUAAUGAAAGGCUCUUUGAGUUCUAAAUCUCUUUGUUGGGCUGGACCCUGCUCUUUGGAAUAUUUGGGGACAGUCUUUUCCUGGAAGAGAACAAACUCACCCUCCAUCCACACCCUGCAGCAUUUUGCCAGGCAACAGCCAAACCUUUGUUCUCAUGACACCUGCAGUCAGAGGUGGACUGUCUUCUGCGGUGGUUAUGCUCACCUAACGGUGGUUCUCGGGUGGGAAGGGAGAGGUGAAAAUCAGGCGAGGCCGAGUACUCGGCUGUGUACUAGGACAAAGCCACGGAAAGUGGCCAUUUCAGUUACUUCCCACAGUAAACAGCUUUAGGGAAUUUGGGGUGUUUAAUUUUUUAAUUCUAGCAACUUCACCUCUUCAGGGCUGUGUGCUCACCUUUUUCUUACUCCUGAGUAUCCAUUUACUUCUUGGGAACAACUACAGUUGUAGGUAGAUACUGGUGGGCGGAGAUGACCGUCCCGGUACCUGAAUUUGGCCUCGGAUCUUGGCCAUUAGGAUAGGAUUUUCAGUUUACCCAGAGCACUAGCAUGGAAACACUUGGAAAAAGACUCCCACAUCUUGAAAAUUCUGACUCCCCUCUUGACUGCACUUCCUUCCUUGUCUGCCAGUCAUUUUUUUUUUUUUUUAACGAGGCCAAGAGUAGCCAGUGGCUUCUUUCCACCACAGUUUGAGGAUCUAACAUUUCCUUAAGUGACCCCACAGCUCCACGCUCUCGGAGGGAAUAUGUUAAGCUUUUAUGAGAGUCUAUUUUCAGUAAAUUACUGCUUCGGGACACUUGGAGAAAGCAGUGAGAGUCAUUGUCUAUGCAAAGAACAACCAGGCUGACACUAAAAUUUACCAGAUGUAAGAAAAGAGUAAAACCGUAUCUGGCCGCAGGACAGAAUUCUAUGUUAGAAACUUGGAUUUUUGAGGGCUUUACCAUUGUAGAGAAACGCUGGGAGUCUGCAUACCAUAGCCCACCAUGAACAGAUGUCGGUUCUGUGGGCGAUGUGGUGUCUGUGUGCACACUGCAAUAUUUCAAAGGACACUACCUGAGCAGACUGACUUGCCUCUUGUGUGAGCACUGAGGCAGCUCUUCGUGAGAUCUGAGUGCCCGUCUGCAGACUACUGCUCUUUCUAAUCCAUGAUGUUAUAUGUAAAUAGCUUUAAUUGUUCCUUAAUUGUGUCUUAGAUGAAGUUCUGUUCACGUAGCAACCAGGUAGACAGUGACCAAAUGAGGCUGUAAAAUGUGCUGUUGUUUUCUACUGUGAUGUACUUGAAGGACAGCCCUGUGUCCCCCAAUCUUUCAAUCUUCCAUCGUAUUUUAUGUUUGGGGAAUCCUCAGGUUAUUCUCCAUUUCUGUUUUGCCUCCAUUUUCUUUGCUUCUUCUGGAGACCCAGGGAGGCCCACAGUGGAGAUCAUUUGUAAGAAAUGUAUCACGGUCUGGGUUUCCAAAAAUGUCGUAUGUACAGUGAAUGAGAGGAAUCUGCCUGAAAAUGGUUUCAGAACCAAGUACCUUUAUGCUUUGUGAUUGUGAAACCUUGACUUUUGUAACCCAAAAAAUGAACACUGUUUAGUAAAGGGGAUCUAUUUUGUGUGUUUUGAAACUUAGGUGCAAUGUUCCCUGGACAAAGCUAAAGAAAUGUAUAUGCUCAAUGACAUUUUAAAAUAAAGUAUUAUAUAUAUGUAUAUAGGAUACCUUUAGAAAAA
Prionailurus viverrinus (fishing cat) is the source of this 6594-nucleotide messenger RNA. It is a transcript of the gene PPM1H, whose product is annotated as protein phosphatase, Mg2+/Mn2+ dependent 1H. NCBI's taxonomy places the organism in Eukaryota, Metazoa, Chordata, Mammalia, Carnivora, Felidae. Bases 480 to 2024 code for a protein of 514 amino acids. The transcript is spliced from 10 exons. Gene Ontology annotation, molecular function: protein serine/threonine phosphatase activity. The record is from RefSeq and is a predicted model, not a curated record. Gene Ontology annotation, biological process: protein dephosphorylation.